UUCCAUGGUUUUCCACAAUGGAUUGGGGCUGUCGAUGGUACGCAUGUAGCUAUGAAUAAACCGACCGAAAAUGCCAGUGAUUUCAUUAACCGAAAGGGGUAUACCUCUAUAAAUGUACAAGCUGCCUGUGAUUACAACUACAGAUUCAUCGAUGUGGUAGUAAAAUGACCUGGCAGCGUGCAUGAUGCAAGGAUCUUCAAAAAUUCAACAUUGAAUGCAAAGCUUAGAGAUGGAACAAUUCCUUCUUGUCCUAAAGUUAUUGUCGAAGGAGAAACUGCUGUGCCCAUUAGUAUUUUAGGUGAUCCAGCUUACCCGUUGAUGCCUUAUGUUCUAAAGGAGUAUGCCAAUGGAGGCACCACACCAACAGAACAGUAUUUUGGCUAUAAAUUAUCAUCUGAAAGAAUGGUGAUCGAAUGCCCCUUUGAGUGUCUGAAAGGACGAUGGGGAGCCCUUAGACGUGCUAUGGAUAUCAAGUUAGAUGACCUGCCAAGUGUGAUAUUUGCAUGUUUUGUGCUGCAUAACUUUUGCGAACCUCAUGUUGAAACAGUUACAGAAGAAAGAGUGCAAGAAGCACGCAGUUAUGACAGAGAGUUUCAACCCCCAUGUCACUCUCCAGGUUAUGGAUCCUUAAACGAAGCAGCUGGAAAGAAA
This is a messenger RNA of Paramuricea clavata, 651 nucleotides long. The record is from the annotation of a GenBank genome assembly. Lineage: Eukaryota; Metazoa; Cnidaria; Anthozoa; Malacalcyonacea; Plexauridae.